UGCGUGCGUGCGUGUGCGUGUGUGUGUGUGUGUGUAUGUUAUUAUUAUUGUUAAGGUUAACCAACAAGUUAGUUAAAUGCUUAAGAGCUGGCGUAUUUAGUUAAUUUUUUAAGUUAAGUGCAACGAACAGAAGCUACAGAUGCUGCGCCUACUCCUAGCCAAUUGCAGUCGCGGCGAUAUGCUCAGCCGCAGCCUGUUGCAGCCGCUGCCGCUGCCGCAGUCGCAGCUUGGUGCGCGCCUGCAGAACGCGAGUCGCCUGAUGCGCCAGCAUCAUCAGCACAUGUGGCGUUCACAUGGAGCGCCCAGCGGCAGCUGUCGGGCCAAGCUGCAGACGUGCCGGGCACUGCUGUGGGGCGGCGCUACUCUGGGCGUGGGCAUGGCCAUGCGCAGCUGUUGGACAUCGGGUUCGCUGGUCGCCCAAUGUGAGGGCAAUCGGCUGGCGGGCGUCAUACAGCACACACUGGAGCAGGAGGAUCAGAACUUUGAUUGGCGGCGUCUCUGGACAUAUCUGGAGCCGCACACCUGGGAGCUGAUAGGCGCCGUUCUGGCGGCGCUGAUUGUGGCCUUCAUCAAUAUACGCAUACCCAAUCUGCUGGGGGAUCUGGUGAAUACGCUGGCGCGCUAUGCGAACACGUACGUAAUGGAUCCGAUCAACAACUCCUUUGUCAAGGAUGUGAGCAAGCCGGCCAGCAAUUUGCUUAGCUUGUAUCUGCUGCAGUCGGGCUUCACCUUUGUGUAUAUCUAUUUGUUGAGUCGCGUGGGCGAGCAGAUGGCCGCCAGGAUGCGUCAGGAUCUGUUCAAGCAAAUCGUACUGCAGGACAUCUCGUUUUUCGACGAGAAUCGCACAGGCGAGCUUGUGAACCGCCUGACCGCCGAUGUGCAGGAUUUUAAGACCUCGUUCAAGCAAUUUGUCGCCCACGGCCUGCGCAGCUCCGCCCAGCUAAUCGGCGGCAGCGUCUCCCUGUUCAUGAUCUCGCCCCAUAUGGCCGCCAUUGCGCUGGCCAGUGUGCCGUGCGUGGUCAUGUUCAUGUCGUAUCUGGGACGCAAGCUGCGCGCGCUCAGCAAAAACUCACAGGCUCAGACGGAGCGCGCGACUGGCGUCUGCGAGGAGGCCUUGUCCAAUAUACGCACCGUGCGCUCCAGCGCCUGCGAGUAUCGGGAGAUGCAGCUGUUCGAGCAGGAAACAAACGAGGCGGCACGCCUGGCCCAGGAGCUGGGCUAUGGCAUCGCUGUCUUCCAGGGUCUGACCAAUUUUUUUCUGAACACCCUUGUGCUUUCCACGCUCUUCAUGGGCGGCCAUCUAAUGUCCACGGAAAGCCUAACGCCCGGCGCCCUAAUGGCAUUCCUGGUCGCCUCGCAGGGCGUGCAGCGCUCCCUGUCGCAGGGAUCCGUGCUGCUGGGCACCAUGAUACGCGGCAUGACCGCCGGCAGCCGGGUCUUUGAGUUUCUCUCGCUGCAGCCAAAGGUGGAGCUAUCGCGUGGCUAUAUCAUACCGCCGGAGCGUCUGCAUGGCGAGAUCCGCUUCGAGAAUGUCUCCUUUGCGUAUCCGAUGCGACCAGAUCAUAUCGUGCUGAAGGACUUCAGUCUGACGCUGCGUCCUGGCCAGACUGUGGCGCUGGUCGGCGCCAGCGGUUCGGGCAAAUCGACAAUAGCCGCACUACUCGAACGCUUCUAUGAGCCCACCUCCGGCAACAUCAAGCUGGAUGGCUAUAAGCUGUCGGACAUUUCGCCGUUUUGGCUGCGCGCCAAUGUUUUGGGCUUCAUCGAGCAGCAGCCCAUACUCUUUGGCACCAGCAUCCUGGAGAAUGUGCGCUAUGGCAAACCGGAUGCCAGCCAAACGGAUGUCUAUGUUGCCUCCAAGCUGGCCCAAUCCCAUGACUUUGUCACCGCCCUGCCAGAUGGCUAUAAUACGCAUGUGGGCGAGCGCGGCACCCAGCUGAGCGGCGGUCAGCGACAGCGCAUUGCCAUUGCCCGGGCGCUGGUCAAGAAUCCGCGCAUCCUCAUACUGGACGAGGCGACCAGUGCGCUGGAUGCCACCAGCGAGGCGGAGGUGCAAAAGGCACUCGACACUGCCGUACAGAAUCGCACCACAUUGGUCAUCGCGCACAGGCUGUCCACGAUACGCAAUGCGGAUCUGAUUGUGGUCAUGGAUCAGGGACGCGUGGUCGAGACGGGCAAGCAUGAUGAGCUGAUGGCGCGACGUGGACUGUACUUUGAGCUAGUGCGUCAGCAGGAGCGACGCGAGAUCCAGGACCAAGGCCAGGUCGUCGUGGAGGAGGAUAGCCUGCCACAGAAUACAGUACAAUAAUACGAGAUAAAUGAACAUAUUAACAUAUAGCGCAUAUAUGAUUCCCUGUACAUACAUUUUAUUUAUUUAAUUGUUGGCUCGCCUCAAGGAGAAUUUGUUAAAACUGAUUUGACAUAUAAUUUAGGUAAAUGGCACAGCUGUGGUGUUCAUGUUCAAAUAAACGCAAAACAAACACAUUGUUUUUUAUAUACAACAACAA
Drosophila virilis is the source of this 2507-nucleotide messenger RNA. RefSeq names its product mitochondrial potassium channel ATP-binding subunit. Gene Ontology annotation, cellular component: mitochondrial inner membrane. NCBI's taxonomy places the organism in Eukaryota, Metazoa, Arthropoda, Insecta, Diptera, Drosophilidae. Gene Ontology annotation, biological process: oligopeptide export from mitochondrion. The record is from RefSeq and is a predicted model, not a curated record. Gene Ontology annotation, molecular function: ATP binding; ATP hydrolysis activity; ABC-type oligopeptide transporter activity.